GUCGCUGAGAGCCGUAGGAAUUCUGGCAUAGACAGGACUGCUGAACUAUUGCAUACAGAUCGAAUCAUAUUCUGACGUUUCUUGCCCGCUCCAUUCAUGUCGGAGCCCACCACUGUCACAUCUAGCAAACCUUCGUUCUUCAUUCGCCAUGCGAAGCCUCAAGAUGUGGAUAUCAUCCUACAGCUCAUCAUCGAUCUCGCGACUUAUGAAAAGGCCGCGGACUCUGUGAAAGCAACGCCAGAACUCCUUCUCAAGAACCUUUUUGGGACGUCUUACGCGAAUACCCUCCUCGCCUUCACUGGUACGGAAGAUGCGCCGGGAGAUGCAAUCGGCAUGGCUCUCUAUUUCUUUAACUUUUCAACCUGGACUGGUCGCCCGGGUAUCUAUCUGGAGGAUUUGUUUGUGAAGCCGGAAACUCGAGGUUUGGGCGUUGGCAAGGCUUUGUUCGGUGAACUUGGCAAGAUCGCACAAGAAAAGAAUUGUGGGCGCAUAGACUGGUCAGUCUUGAAGUGGAACCAACCUUCAAUUGACUUUUAUGAAAAGACAUUGGAUGCAUUCCCCAUGACUGAGUGGAUGGGUAUGCGCCUAGAAGAAGCUGGCAUAGAGAACUUGAGAAAGUUUGCAUUGAUUAAGAACUAAUUAGACAUGACACUGAAAUGAAUACUUUGGCUUUUAUUCUUUAUCUUACUCUGGGUGUUCACUUGAAAUCUGAUGUGCACUAAUCAUAACCUAAUGACUUUGCAAGUUUAUCUUUCUUAGUACAUGCUCUUGAGAUUGAAAGACACAAAUUUCUGAGAUGUGUAUUUAUAUUAUAGAACACUUCUUUUUAAAUACAAUAUAGAAUGUGCAAUAAAGAAAGCAAUACAAAAUACAAUAAUAGUUAUCAA
Molecule: messenger RNA, 887 nt
Organism: Somion occarium
Lineage: Eukaryota; Fungi; Basidiomycota; Agaricomycetes; Polyporales; Cerrenaceae
Source: the annotation of a GenBank genome assembly